This is a messenger RNA of Colletotrichum spaethianum, 819 nucleotides long. RefSeq lists its product as uncharacterized. The transcript has a single exon. Bases 1 to 819 code for a protein of 272 amino acids. NCBI's taxonomy places the organism in Eukaryota, Fungi, Ascomycota, Sordariomycetes, Glomerellales, Glomerellaceae. The record is from RefSeq and is a predicted model, not a curated record. Gene Ontology annotation, molecular function: protein binding.
AUGACCAGCAUCUUCAAAUCGAGACAAGUUACUUUUCUCGUCGGGCCAAACCAGGUCGAGUUCAGCGUCCAUCAGCAUGCCUUCACACGUCUGUCGGAGCCCCUUCGUGCCAUGCUUACUGGAGGUAUGAAGGAGUCUCUGGAGGCGAAGGUGAUCUGGGAUGACAUCGAGCCCGCAAUCUUCACUAGCCUGCUGGAGUUUGCGUACAACGGAGACUAUUCGAUCCCUCGCCUUCCCAGGAAAAAGCCUGUGAUUGAAGUACCGCCAGACCAGCCUGACCCGGCCGAUCUCAGUGACGAGGACGACUGGUGGUCCAUUUGUUCCAUCAUGACCUGGAUGAUGGAUAACGACGACCGAUACGGCGAUUGCACCAGGUUCGGCAAGUGGUGCUACGGCAGAUUAUACUUUGAGACGGAGAUGUUUCCUGGACCCCAACCGUACUGGCACGAUGAACUUCAGAGGAACGAUUGCACCGGCAUUUCCACCGUCUUCAUGCUGCACGUCAAACUCUACGCCCUCGCAGAUCGGUACCAGUUCAAGUCCCUCAGGAAUCUCUGUCUACAAAGGCUUCGCGAGAGCUUGAUCAACGUGGUACUUAGGGCGGAGUUCUGCGAGGCAUUGAGCGAGAUGCUUCGCUUUGCGUACGCAAACACGGCACCGAACGACGAACUCCGAAUGAUGCUCAUUCGAUACUGCAUUUUCCAGAUGAACCACUUGAAGCGGCAUGGAUACCUCGAUCGGUUUGUCAAGGAGCUGCCGGAUUUCGCGACCGAGCUGCUACUCGAAGUUCCUCAGAUGAUGUGGGAGGCUGCGCUCUAG